CGGGGCGCGCGGGCUCCGCCAGAUGUGCAGCAGCUGCAGCAACAGCAGCCUCCGAAGCGGCCGCGGCCACAGCAGCCUCGGCAGCCGCCGCCAGUGACCGGGCACGGGCCGGAGCGGGGGGCGCUGCAAGGCGCCGCGCCGGGCAAGACCGAGACUGAGCCACCGGGGAGUCCCCGGGACCCUCCUGCGCAGCCCAGCCCACGCCUCGGGCUCGGGCUCCGGCUCGGGCAGAUGGAGGGGGCUGCGCCUCCGCAGCUGGCCGGCCCCCCUCCGCCCCCCGGCUGCGGCGCCUCGGACCCAGGGUCGGGAGCUGCAGCGGCCGCGGCGGCUACGGGGACCCCAGCCCCGGCGGGCUCGGUGGCCAGCUUGGGCACUCUGGCGUCCGGGGCGGCCACGGAGCUGAGGAAGCAACAGCAGCAGCAGCAGCAGCACGGGGUGAAACGACACCAUCACAAACACAACCUCAAACACCGCUUUGAGCUGCAGGAGACCCUGGGCAAGGGCACCUACGGCAAAGUCAAGAGAGCCACCGAGAGGUUCUCGGGCAGAGUGGUUGCCAUAAAAUCCAUCCGUAAGGAUAAGAUUAAAGAUGAACAAGACAUGGUUCACAUCCGACGGGAGAUUGAGAUCAUGUCGUCCCUCAGCCAUCCUCAUAUCAUCAGCAUUUAUGAAGUGUUUGAGAACAAGGAUAAGAUUGUGAUCAUCAUGGAGUAUGCCAGCAAAGGGGAGCUGUAUGACUACAUCAGUGAGCGGCGGAGGCUCAGCGAGAGGGAGACAAGACACUUCUUUCGGCAAAUAAUCUCUGCGGUGCACUAUUGUCAUAAGAAUGGUGUUGUCCACAGGGACUUGAAGCUGGAGAACAUUUUGCUUGAUGAUAACUGUAAUAUUAAGAUUGCUGACUUUGGUCUCUCCAACCUCUAUCAAAAGGAUAAAUUUCUGCAGACUUUUUGUGGAAGUCCCCUUUAUGCAUCCCCAGAAAUUGUCAAUGGAAGACCUUACCGAGGCCCCGAGGUGGACAGCUGGGCACUGGGUGUAUUGCUUUAUACUCUGGUUUAUGGGACAAUGCCCUUUGACGGCUUUGAUCACAAGAAUCUCAUCCGCCAGAUCAGCAGCGGUGAAUACCGGGAGCCCACGCAGCCUUCAGAUGCCCGAGGACUGAUCAGGUGGAUGCUGAUGGUCAACCCAGAACGCCGCGCCACCAUCGAGGACAUUGCCAACCACUGGUGGGUCAACUGGGGCUACAAGAGUAGCGUUUGUGACUGUGAUGCCCUGAGGGACUCAGAGUCCCCGCUGCUGGCUCGGAUCAUUGAUUGGCAUCACCGUUCCACUGGCCUUCAAGUGGAGGGGGACACCAAGGCCAAGGGUUUGGCCAAACCUGGUGCCCCGGAAGGUGUGUUGGAAAGGCAGAGGUCACUGAAGAAGUCUAAGAAGGAGAAUGAUAUUGCCCAGUCCAGCCAGGAUGGACCAGCAGAGAGCCCGUGCAAGUCCGGCUCCAAGAGGCCCAAGAGCAUCCUGAAAAAGAGAAGCAACAGCGAACAUCGAUCCCACAGUGCGGGUUUCAUUGAAGGGGUGGUCAGCCCCACGCUGCCCUCUGGUUUUAAGAUGGAGCAGGAGCUGUGUAGGACUGGGACACCCCUGAAGAGCCCCGUGGAGGCCGAGGGAGCUGGCAAACUUGGACCCAAGCAGUUGGCGACGAUGCCCAAAAAAGGCAUCUUGAAGAAGACCCAGCAGAGAGAAUCAGGUUACUACUCUUCUCCCGAGCGGAGUGAGUCAUCCGAGUUGUUGGAUGGUAAUGAUGCCCCGGGAGGCAGCAACCUCCCCUCGCCGGGGGUCCCCGACUCAGCCCGGGGGGGCCCCCACAGCCUCUCUUACCGGAGGAAGGGCAUCUUGAAACACAGUAGCAAAUACUCGGCGAGUAGCACAGACUCCACACUCCUCAGCCCCGGGGCGCCCACGCUGGAAUCCACGGAGGAGCGUGGUGUGCCGGGGGAAGGGCUCUCUCGGAGUUACAGCCGCCCAUCCAGUGUGAUCAGUGACGAUAGCAUCCUGUCCAGUGACUCCUUUGACCUCCUCGACCUGCAGGAGAGCCGGCCUGCCCAGCAGCGGAUCCGGAGCUGCGUCUCCGCCGAAAACUUCCUGCAGAUCCAGGAUUUUGAGGGGCUUCAGAACAGGCCACGACCUCAGUACCUGAAACGGUAUCGAAACCGGAUGGUGGACAAUAGUUUCUCCCUGCUCACGGACAUGGACGAUGUGACUCAGGUGUAUAAGAAAGCCCUGGAAAUCUGCAACAAACUUAAUUAGCGGCUGGGUGGUGGGGAGCCUGGGGAGGGGAGGGUGGGCCGAGGGGAGUGACGGAUCACCUUUGUGCUGGUGGGGAUACCUGCCUGGUUCUUAGUUUACUGACAGAUAGCGAGGAUCUCCAAACCUGUUGGAGGAGUCUUCCUCUGCCAAAUCCUGUGAGUGUGCCAAGCUGCACAGGGUGCAUGAAAGGAAAGGCCUGCGUAUCUGCCAGAGCCGUGUGGUCUAACUAGCAUAUACCUGAUGCCAUCUGUUCUGAGGUCCCAGUGGCUGGCACGAGUGUCUAGGAGGUCUCUCAGAAUUCUCGUCCAGAAUGCUUCUGGGCAACGGCAGUGGGGGGAAAGUAAAAGUG
This is a messenger RNA of Dromiciops gliroides (monito del monte), 2650 nucleotides long. RefSeq names its product NUAK family kinase 1 (gene NUAK1). NCBI's taxonomy places the organism in Eukaryota, Metazoa, Chordata, Mammalia, Microbiotheria, Microbiotheriidae. Gene Ontology annotation, biological process: intracellular signal transduction; protein phosphorylation; microtubule cytoskeleton organization. Gene Ontology annotation, molecular function: ATP binding; tau-protein kinase activity; protein serine/threonine kinase activity. The coding region runs from base 232 to 2301 and encodes 689 amino acids. Gene Ontology annotation, cellular component: cytoplasm. The record is from RefSeq and is a predicted model, not a curated record. The transcript is spliced from 7 exons.